AUGUGUGCCCGAUGUGUCGUCUUGUGUUGUGUCGCACUGUGCUGUGUUGUUUGGGGACAUUCAGAAAAACGAGCAGCGCUGGUGUCGCUACAUGAUGCCUUGUUUGGCCGAACGAACAAAACUAUUCCUCCCUUCUUUGACAAUAGCUCCACGGUUGAUGUGGAGGUAACGUUUGAGCCGGUCGCCAUCAUUGAUCUGGAUUCGGCAAGCCAGGUACUGACCGUACUUGCCUUUUUUGAACUACGCUGGAAGGAUAUGGACCUCGCUUGGAACACUUCCCAGUACUAUGAUAAUGACCGCAUUGAAGUAGAGCCUGACAAUGUGUGGACCCCCGGUAUAAUAUUAUCAAACAGCAUAGAUAGUCAGGAGCCAGUCGCCAGUAGAAAUGUUUUUGUUUCAUGGCAAGGGUUCAUGUCGUGGCAGCUCCCCGGCACCUUCCGGACAUCGUGUAAAAUAGACGUGUUUAGAUACCCUUUUGAUAAACAAAGCUGUCACGUCACCAUCAUGCCCACAUUCGGAUAUAAAAUCAAUUUUACGAUAGAUGCAAUAAAGUUACAAAGUGUGAAAGACCUGACCGUUCAGAAUGGGGAGUGGAAUUACCUACACACGAAUUCCCAGCUAGUAGCGGUGGAGCCUGGGGGCGUGAAUGCAGCACAGUUCAUAAUAACAUUAGAAAGAAGGCCGACCUACUACCUCAUCAACAUCAUCUUCCCCAUGGUGCUCAUGUCCCUCCUGAACCCAUGUGUGUUCCUCAUUCCCGCCAGGUCGGGGGAGAAGCUCGGCUUCCUCAUGGCUGUGUUUGUCUCUCACGCUGUGUUCCUCAACCUCAUUCAACAAACCAUGCCCCCCACCUCCGACUCCGUCUCCUUGCUGGCCCUGUUCUUGGCUUUACUGGAGGUGCAGGGCUUCCUCACCAUCCUCGCAUCCAUCGUGGUCCUCGGCGUGCAUCACCGGAAGGAGAAGGCUGAAGAAACGGCUGCAAAGCACAAGACGAAGGGGGUUGAAUUGGUUGAGGUGAAACAUGGAAGGCGAUUCAGGGGGUGUGAAAGUUGCUUCAAAAGGAAACUUGAUGGACAUUUGUGCCAGGAGCUGAUGAAGGUUGGAAGUGAAUCCGAUGAAGCAAAACGAGCAGCGCUGGUGUCGCUACAUGAUGGCCUGUUUGGCCGAACGAACAAAACUAUUCCUCCCUUCGUUGACAAUAGCUCCACGGUUGAUGUGGAGGUAACGUUUGAGCCGGUCGCCAUCAUUGAUCUGGAUUCGGCAAGCCAGGUACUGACCGUACUCGCCUUCUUUGAACUACGCUGGAGGGAUAUGGACCUCGCUUGGAACACUUCCCAGUACUAUGAUAAUGACUUCAUUGAAGUAGAGCCUGACAAUGUGUGGACCCCCGGUAUAAUAUUAUCAAACAGCAUAGAUAGUCAGGAGCCAGUCGCCAGCAGAAAUGUUUUUGUUUCAUGGCAAGGGUUCAUGUCGUGGCAGCUCCCCGGCACCUUCCGGACAUCGUGUAAAAUAGACGUGUUUAGAUACCCUUUUGAUAAACAAAGCUGUCACGUCACCAUCAUGCCCACAUUCGGAUACAAAAUCAAUUUUGCGAUAGACGCAAUAAAUUUACAAAGUGUGAAAAACCUGACUGUUCAGAAUGGGGAGUGGAAUUACCUACACACGAAUUCCCAGCUAGUAGCGGUGGAGCCUGGGGGCAUGAAUGCAGCACAGUUCAUAAUAACAUUAGAAAGAAGGCCGACCUACUACUUGAUCAACAUCAUCUUCCCCAUGGUGCUCAUGUCCCUCCUGAACCCAUGUGUGUUCCUCAUUCCCGCCAGGUCGGGGGAGAAGCUCGGCUUCCUCAUGGCUGUGUUUGUCUCUCACGCUGUGUUCCUCAACCUCAUUCAACAAACCAUGCCCCCCACCUCCGACACCGUCUCCUUGCUGGCCCUGUUCCUGGUUAUACUGGAGGUGCAGGGCUUCCUCACCAUCCUCGCAUCCAUCGUGGUCCUCGGCGUGCAUCACCGGAAGGAGAAGGCUGAAGAAACGGCUGCAAAGCACAAGACGAAGGGUGUUGAAUUGGUUGAGGUUAAACAUGGAAGGCGAUUCAGGGGGUGUGUCACAACAAUAUAUGACAGUGUUAAGUACAGUGCCCUGUUUGGCCGAACGAACAAAACUAUUCCUCCCUUCGUUGACAAUAGCUCCACGGUUGAUGUGGAGGUAACGUUUGAGCCGGUCGCCAUCAUUGAUCUGGAUUCGGCAAGCCAGGUACUGACCGUACUCGCCUUCUUUGAACUACGCUGGAAGGAUAUGGACCUCGCUUGGAACACUUCCCAGUACUAUGAUAAUGACUUCAUUGAAGUAGAGCCUGACAAUGUGUGGACCCCCGGUAUAAUAUUAUCAAACAGCAUAGAUAGCCAGGAACUAGUCGCCAGCAGAAAUGUUUUUGUUUCAUGGCAAGGUUUCAUGUCAUGGGAGCUCCCCGGCACCUUCCGGACAUCGUGUAAAAUAGACGUGUUUAGAUACCCUUUUGAUAAACAAGGCUGCCACGUCACCAUCAUGCCCACAUUCGGAUACAAAAUCAAUUUUACAAUAGACGCAAUGAAUUUACAAAGUGUGAACGACCUGACCGUUCAGAAUGGGGAGUGGAAUUAUCUACACACGAAAUCCCAGCUAGUACUGGUGGAGUCUGGGGGCGUGAAUGCAGCACAGUACAUAAUAACAUUAGAAAGAAGGCCGAUCUACUACCUGAUCAACAUCAUCUUCCCCAUGGUGCUCAUGUCCCUCCUGAACCCAUGUGUGUUCCUCAUUCCCGCCAGGUCGGGGGAGAAGCUUGGCUUCCUCAUGGCUGUGUUUGUCUCUCACGCUGGUGAACUAAGGUUCAAAUGA
Molecule: messenger RNA, 2871 nt
Organism: Haliotis rubra (blacklip abalone)
Lineage: Eukaryota; Metazoa; Mollusca; Gastropoda; Lepetellida; Haliotidae
Exons: 4
Coding region: 1-2871 (956 amino acids)
Biological process (GO): signal transduction; chemical synaptic transmission; regulation of membrane potential
Cellular component (GO): neuron projection; synapse; membrane
Molecular function (GO): extracellular ligand-gated monoatomic ion channel activity; transmembrane signaling receptor activity; neurotransmitter receptor activity
Source: RefSeq, a predicted model, not a curated record